AUGUAUUCAAUUUUGAUUCUAUUGUUGCUCGGUAUACUUUUGUUAAGUAUAAUCGUCUAUUUAAUGGUUCACUAUAUUCUCAAUGAACAGCAAUUAUUUAAACUUAAAUAUACGCUUUAUGCGAGUCUAGUCAUCUUAUAUUCAAUUAUAUUACCACCGAUUUUUCUACUUCAUCCACGCAGUGCUUUGAACAUACGUCUCUCGGCCAUUGGUUUGAAUCCAUUUCUUCGUUUGUUCGGUUUGAAGUAUCGUGUGGAGAAUGGACAAGUUUUAGACGAUGGCAAAUCUUGUGUGAUUGUGGCGAAUCAUCAGUCAUCGAUUGAUUUUAUUGGCAUGAUGUAUCUUUGGCCGAAACACAUUCAUUAUUGUACUAUAUUAGCAAAGCAAGAGUUGCUUUGGGCUGGGCCAUUCGGGCCAUCAUCGUGGCUAGCAGGUGUCGAAUUUGUCGAUAGAAAAAAUCGUCAACGAGCAGCAGAAACAAUGAAGAAUUUGAUUGAAAAACUCAAAACCCAAUCACUUCGAUUGUGGGUAUUUCCCGAAGGAACAAGAAAUAUGUCCGAGACAUUUCUUCCAUUUAAGCUUGGCGCUUUUCGCACAGCUAUUGAAGCACAAAUACCCAUUGUUCCCAUUGUUUUUUCGUCAUAUAAACCAAUAUAUAAUGUCGACAAAUCGACGAAUAGUUAUUAUUGGCGUCCUGGUUGUGUAACGAUCAAAUGUCUUGAACCGAUCAAUACAACAGGUAUGACACUUGACAAUGAUCUUCAACGAUUGACUGACAUGACGCGAAAACGCAUGAUGGACGCAUAUCUCACAAUUCAAACAACUGUGAUCAACGACAAAAAGCACUGGUGA
Messenger RNA from Adineta ricciae, 852 nucleotides. NCBI's taxonomy places the organism in Eukaryota, Metazoa, Rotifera, Eurotatoria, Adinetida, Adinetidae. The record is from the annotation of a GenBank genome assembly.